Messenger RNA from Ceraceosorus bombacis, 2543 nucleotides. The record is from the annotation of a GenBank genome assembly. NCBI's taxonomy places the organism in Eukaryota, Fungi, Basidiomycota, Exobasidiomycetes, Ceraceosorales, Ceraceosoraceae.
AUGGUGCGAAGUGCCAGCAACGGGGCACAAAGUGCAGCAGCAGACGAUCACGGCUUCGUCCUGGGUCUGGACAGCUCCACGCAGUCCUUCAAAGCGUCUCUUUUGUGUGGCAAGACGCUGGAGCCGAUCAGCGAAGCAUCGAUCCACUUUGAUAGCGAUCUACCGCAAUACGGCACGAGUGCAGGAGUGUUGGUGUCCGAACAGGGAGAUGAGGUUUGGAGUCCCGUGGAGAUGAUUGUGCAAGCCAUGGAUGAGCUGUUGGAUAAGCUCAAGCAGCAGCGAUGGGACUUGGCUCGCGUCAAGGCUGUAAGCGCGAGUGGACAGGUGAGCCUGCCUGCCUGCAUGCAUGCAUGCAUGCAGCGCAUCGAGCGCAUCGAGCGCCCGCCCUUUGCGUGAAUGCGCUUGCUCAGACGAGCCGCCGCCGCAUGCAGUGGCUUGGCGUUGCUUGGCUUGGCUUGUAGGUAAUCGUGAAUGCUGAUCUGAAACAUCAUCUCAUCUGUAUACCGGUACCGAUACCUGCUGCGGCCCACGCGUACACGCACGCGCACGUCAUCACAUAUAGCAACAUGCCACCGUGUAUUGGUCUGAUGCAUCCACGCAUCUGCUGGCCCGCCUGGACGCCUCACGCACCAUCUCUUCUCAAUUGCAAGGCGCAUUCUCGCGAUCCAUCGUUCCCAAUUGGCAAGAUGCCUCGACCACAUCUCAAUGCGACGCUUUCCGGCGAUGCGCCUUCCGUCAAGCUGGUGCUGCAGCAGAAGGAGGUCCCCUGGACACAGAGUACACGGAAGAAGCGGGAGAUGAAGCGCUGACGAGAUUGACGGGAUCAGCGGCGCACACGCGAUUCUCUGGCGAGCAGAUUAUGAAGUUCAGACAGCGAGAUGCGGAAGCGUGGAAGGGCACGCAUCGCAUCGGUUUGGUCAGCUCGGCGCUGAGCACGCUCUUGACGCAGACGCAUCAAGGCAUCGACGAGUCGGAUGCUUGCGGCACGAAUCUCUGGCAGUUAUCUCAUCGCAAUGUCGACGACGGGUGCAGUGUCGCUGCCACUGCCACUGCCACUGCUGCUGCUGCAAAGAGGCAUUGGAACGUUGCGCUCUUGCAAGAGGUGGCCGGCUCUCAAGAAGAGGCGAAACGGCUAGAGCGAAUGCUGGGAGAGGUAGAGUGCGACGCUGGAAGAGUGAUUGGAAAGAUCGGCAAGUGGUUCGUGCAGCGCUACGGCUUCGACAGCGAAUGCAUCGUCUGCCCCGGCACUGGCGACAAUCCCGCGACAUUCUUAUCGUUUGCGUGUGAGUCCGUCGGCUACGUUUGCGCCGCGCCUCACGGAAGAACAUGACGCGCUCAACUUCAUCCCUCCAUCGCUUCCUCGCCCGCUGCCUCGGCUGGCGCGAUGCAGUGCCGCGCAAGCAAGCAGUCCUCUCCCUCGGCACUUCCGACACUCUUCUCCUCUCCUCGCACACUUACAACCCAAAAGUCUAUGGUCACACAUUUGUCCAUCCAGCCCUGUGCGAGACCGACACUGCGGAAUUGAGGUACAUGAGCAUGCUGUGCUACAAGAGUGAGUGCCUGUUGCGUUCAUACAGUCUGCCGUGUUGACCGAGGGGAAUCGCCGCCUAUGCAACGCUUCCCCCCGCUCUCCCCAGAUGGAAGUCUAGCGAGACAGGCGAUCAGAGAUACGCUUCAGCCGCCUGAUUGGGAUCACUUCAACAAGAGCGUCUUUGACGCAAGAUCCGCCGGAUUGGGUUUACCGCGCCGAGCGGCAUUCUACUGGUUGAGGCAAGAGAUCAUCGUGAGGUUUCCGCAUUUCCGUCUCCCUAUCGCUUUUGCUAGCUGUGCAUCGAUCCCAGCCUUCUGACUUUGUUGGCCGAAACCCCAUUCUCAACCCUUGCCCUCCCCGCCGCGCACAGCCACCCGGCGCUCACGGAACGGUCAGGUACGAACUGCACGGCUCUUCGUCUCAUUACCUACAACAGAAGCAAUCGUGGUCCGAUUCGGACGCGCUAAACAUUCUAGAAUCUCAGUUCAUGUCCUACCGUCAUCGAGUACGUCAAUACCUCUCCUCCUCCUCCUCCUCCUCCUCCACCACCACCACCUCAUCCAACGUCAACGCCGCCCAGUCCGACUUGACAUUGGACGCCGUCCACCUGGUUGGAGGAGCCUGCCACAAUCCGGCCAUCCAACAGCUCGUGGCCGACGUGAUGGGCUGCAAAGUGUACCUUGCGCAAACACAGGGAAACGCCUGUUCGGUCGGCGCAGCUUACAAGGCAGCUUGGGCGCUCAGCAGGCACACUGCCAUCCACAUUGCCUCUUCCAAUACUGCUGCAGCCGACAAGGAUGCGGCGAGUGAACCUUUUGAAGAGUUUGUCAGCCGAGUCAGGCGGGGCAUCGUCGUGGGCAUUGGAGGCGGCGCAGCGAAUGCGCGAGACGAAGGUCAUGCAGCUAGCCUAGUUGCACAACCUGAUCCCAAAUGGACAAAGGUGUACGCCAAGACGCUCGACGCGUGGAUCGAGUUGGAACGUAGGGCGCAGAGCGAUGUGGCACAGGUCUAG